AUGGAAAAUGAUAUCUUUGAUUCACAAGAAUUUUUAAUCGGUGAAGAACUUGAAGCUGAUUUUCAUUGCGUUGAGGAAGACCAAGAAAAUGAAAAUAUUGGUCCAUCUUCUGUCUUAUAUCCUAGUUCAACCAGUAGCAAAAAUAAUGAUUUAAUACGUAAUAGUAGAAUAGGUGAACUUGCUUCAAAUAAAGCAGGUCUUCAAGGAAUCGAUAAAGAAAAAGUUAAACAAAUUAUCUAUGAAGCUUCAAAAAGUUCUGCAUUUUAUCUUAACGAAGCCAAAAAGGAUGAAGCUUUAGGUCUCAAACUUAAACAAAUGAUGAAAAAAUACGAAUCGCUUAAAAAACAAGACUUAACUACUCUUAAUAGUAAAGUUGAUAGUUUGAUACAAGCAGCAGAACGUGAGAGAGAUUUAUCUCAUAUAAUUGUACACAUUGAUAUGGAUGCUUUUUAUGCCGCUAUUGAAGAAAGGGAUAAUCCUUCUUUACGUAAUAAACCAAUGGCUGUGGGUGAUAACUCUAUGUUGAGCACUUCAAAUUAUGAAGCUCGAAAUUAUGGUGUACGUAGUGCGAUGCCUGGAUUUAUCGCAAAGAAAUUAUGUCCCGAACUUAUCAUAGUUCCAUGUAACUUUGACAAAUAUCGUGCAGUUUCGAAACAAAUACGUGAGAUAUUUUCUCAUUAUGAUCCAAAUUAUACUCCUAUGAGUUUGGAUGAAGCAUAUUUAGAUAUAACAAAGUACCUUGAGACAACUGAUGAAUCCCCGGAUAAUGUAGUUGAACAAAUUCGGAGAGAGAUACAUGAAGAGACUCAAUUAACUGCUAGUGCUGGUAUUGCUGCAAACAAGUUAUUGGCUAAAAUAUGUUCUGAUUUAAAUAAGCCAAAUGGUCAGUAUAGACUUCAAAACAAUAUUGAUGAUAUAAUGAAAUUCGUUCGACCUCUUUCUAUCCGCAAGAUUCCUGGCAUCGGUCGAGUCACUGAAAGAAUCCUAAAUGAAAUGGAUAUUAAAACUUGUGGUGCAAUACUUAAUAAUCGCGUUUAUAUACAUCAGAUGUUUUCAUUAACUUCAUUCAAUUUCUUCAUUCGAGCUGCACUUGGAAUUGGGUCGACUAUUGUUAAAACAACAUUCAGCAGUUUAAAUAGACCCAAUGAUAUAUAUGAGAAACUUCGUGAGUUGGCUGAUCACCUGGCAGCUGAUCUCUUAAAGGAGCGUCUUCAAGGAAAAACAAUCGCAAUAACAUUUAAAUUAGUUAAUUUUAAAUUGAUUACACGUGAAAGAUCUGUUAAGAAAUAUAUACAUACAGCUGAUGAUAUAUAUAAUAUCGGAAAACAAAUUGUAACAGAUGAAUUGCCUUUGAAUAUAAGGCUUUUGGGAAUUCGACUUUCUAAUUUGAGUUCACGUGAUUGUGAAAAUGGGUUGAAAAUGUGGUUUUCUCAACAAAAUAAUCAACAACAAAAUAGUCAACAACAAAAUAAUCAACAAAGUAAUCAACAAUCAAAAAGGUCACAACCUGCUCUUGAAUUAUUAGUAAAACCGAAAGCAGAGAACAAUGGUCUGAAAAGGUGGUUUUCAGUUCAAGAAGAUGCAGCUCAACAAAAAAAGAGCGUUAAAAGGCGACUCAUUACUUUUGAAUCAUCUGAAACGCUGUCAACAAAUUUGCCAACAAAUUGUGAAUCCACUACAGAGCUGUCGAAUUCAACUCAAGUAACAAGUGAGGAAUAUAAUAAAUGGUGCCCUACAUCAACUACUUUUAGGAAGGAUACUUGCCCAGGUUGUAAUAAGCUGUUUUUAAAUGUGUCAAAUAUACAUUUUAAUGAGCAUCUGAACAUGUGCUUGAAAACAAUGGAGAUAGAUGAAAUCAAUGAUAGAAGCAUGGAUCAGUUGAACUUGUCCGUACAAGAUGCACCAAACGCUAAAAAUUGGCCAAAUGAUGAAAAAGUUGAGAACAUAAUGGUCAAUUCUAGACGAAAUAAGACUAUUUACGGGCAUCAUUCUUCUUGGGCAUCUGACGUCCUUUUACUUGAUUCGUUCAGUAUGGUCUACUGUUUAUUUCUCGUAGUAAAUUGA
Molecule: messenger RNA, 2064 nt
Organism: Dentiscutata erythropus
Lineage: Eukaryota; Fungi; Glomeromycota; Glomeromycetes; Diversisporales; Gigasporaceae
Source: the annotation of a GenBank genome assembly